AUGGGCGGCAGUGAUGCACGUCUCACCGACGAGCUCGAACUCGAAGCGCCACCGCUGACGCCGGCCGAGACCAGCAAGAUGCUUACCGACGCGGAGCCAAGAAAAAAAUCAAAAAAGACAUCGACGUACCGACCGGACAUUGACGGUCUCCGCGCCGUCGCCGUCGUGCCCGUCGUCGUCUUCCACGCCUAUCCCUCUGUGUUUUCCGGUGGAUUCGUCGGCGUUGACGCCUUCUUUAUCAUCUCUGGCUUUUUCAUUUCGAGAAUCCUCUUUCCCGCGCUGCUGCUCGUGCUUGCAACGACCCUCGGCCUUGGCUGCCAUUUCUUUCUUACGCGCAAGCUCCAGGCGCUGACCGCGACGCAAGCUCGCUUUCUGGCGCCAAUUUGCAGAUCCUCGCGACUGUACUUUGAUCGGGACACCACGACCAACCCGCUACUGCAUCUCUGGUCGCUCGGCGUCGAAGAGCAGUUCUACCUCUUCUUGCCCUUCGUGGCGGCGAUGGCCAUGAAGCUGCGCCCGAAUCGCAGCAUCCUUCUCCAACUCACUGUCCUCGCCAUCAGCUUUACCCUCAAUCUCGCGCUUCUCGGGGUUGGCGGCAACAACAAAAUGUCAUUCUACCUCCCGUUCCCGCGGUUUUGGCAGAUGGCGCUCGGUGGUCUUCACGCCUACUACGCCCACCAGACGCCGUCCACACAACAUACCAACGACGAUGACGACGAUCCGAAUGACGACGACACGGAGGCUUUCGGACGAUCCCGCUUGUGUUCACUGCUCAAGCCCCGCUUUGGGCACUUGGCGGCGAAGAGCGCGACGUCGUUUCCCACGAUCGUCUUCCAGAUGCGGUGGAGCCGAGCGUUCUUGCCGUGCCGACCCAAGUUCCAAGGCUACCUCGCGAUGGUGAAGGCAUCCAAGCCCACCGCAGUGCUCUUGGUCUCGGACUGGCCCAAGCACCUCAACCCGGGCAAGAUGACGCCUGGUGCGUCGACGCCACCGGUCUGCUGCGCGUACGCCGGACCGCCCUGCGUCGAGCAGUCGACGGACGACGUGUUUGUGGCCGACCAGAGUCCCCAAAGCGGCCGCCAAAACCCCGACAUGUGGCUCAACGGCGGCGACGUCGUGGUGCCGCCGCCGCUGAGUCGCACCGAGUACAACGCCUCGUACGCGUGGCUUCUCACCCGCGUGCACACGGCUGUCACGUUGGCCAAUGCGACGCUCGUCGACUUUCAAAAGACGAUGGGCAUGGAGAUGACGUCUUCAUGA
Molecule: messenger RNA, 1260 nt
Organism: Saprolegnia parasitica CBS 223.65
Lineage: Eukaryota; Oomycota; Saprolegniomycetes; Saprolegniales; Saprolegniaceae
Exons: 2
Coding region: 1-1260 (419 amino acids)
Biological process (GO): lipopolysaccharide biosynthetic process
Cellular component (GO): membrane
Molecular function (GO): acyltransferase activity, transferring groups other than amino-acyl groups
Source: RefSeq, a predicted model, not a curated record